AUCCUACCUAUUGAAUAAUUGUUUGUAAAAUCCCUUCAAAACACAGUUCGCAAUGGUCAGACCGGGAAAAGUAUCAUUUUUCCUCACCGAAGCAGGCCGUCAAGUUGUUUUCUACGGUGCCACAACCGCGGCAUUAGGUUUGUUUGCAGGCCACUACUUUCCGCACUCGAUAUGCAUAUCAUACUACAGAGAGUUCGUGCAGGCGUACAAAGAUGGUGAGGAGCGAAAGCUAUCGGAAAAGCUACAGCAACGUUACAAACGUGCAUUGGAUUUGCUUGACCUGUCCGAGUUUGAGAAAAAGUUUGCCAAACCAUUCGUCGUGUACGGUUUCGAUGUGUUCAACGCCGGUUCCUUCAAGACACGGUACGGCGCGUAUGUCGGUAUCCCAAGCAACUUCGAGUAUGACAGUGCGGCGGAUAUGGACCGACAGGAUAUCAAGAUCCGCAACAAACCGAUCGACUGGAACACAGAGCCGGGUAAACUGCUCGAGGACGCGCUCGUGUUGAGUGAAGAUGAGCAGGUUUUCGGUAUUGCACGCGAGCUACUUACCAUGAAAACGCACAAAUCACUGAUACAAUCCAUCAUCCCGACGGUCUCGUGGAUGUUCACAUAUAGUUUGGCUUCCCAGCUGAACGAGCGCUGCAAUUUCUACGCUCGACCACGUGCCCUGCGCUUCAUGCUGUACACGAUCUGCGGUCUGUUCGGUUUUGGCAUUUACUCUUUUUCCACCGAUAUGACCGAAAUUUACUACGAAACCGACGUCGACAAGCAGAUGGCCAAGCUGGGGCCAGAUGUGAUCGAUGCAGGCGCUCGGUUUUACGAUAAAAUACUGAAGAAAAAUGUCGCCAUCCGGAAGCUGACUGGUGAAGAUUACUACACCGCCAAAGGCAACGUGAACUACCUGAUCCGCCAGAAGGCCGCCCCGCUAACGUUGCGGAAGGAGUUUUUCCAAACGGGUUAUAAGGACUUCAUCGGAACGGAAAACAGCAGUUGAGUAGAAUAAAACAAAUUAAACGUUGUUCGUUGUAUUUAGCUUGGAAUAAAGUUGAUAGUGCUCAAGAAGCGU
This is a messenger RNA of Anopheles coustani, 1066 nucleotides long. Its product is annotated as transmembrane protein 177. The record is from RefSeq and is a predicted model, not a curated record. The transcript has 2 exons. Lineage: Eukaryota; Metazoa; Arthropoda; Insecta; Diptera; Culicidae. The coding region runs from base 53 to 994 and encodes 313 amino acids.